UUAUAGUGCCAUGAUAUGAAAAUUUACUAUUUUAUGGAACAGGGAGGACAUACAGUGGUAUGCUGUAAAGAAUAGUUGUGAGAAACGUUUCGAUGUUACAAAAGUGGCGGAAAAUUUAACCACAAGUACAUGUGCUCGAGUUUUGUUUUUGACCGAUACGUGGGAUUUUACGUUAUAUUUCACGAAAUGUUUGUGUCAGUACCAGGGAGCAAAUUAUGUUCUUUAGCAGCAAGGUCCAUGUGUGUUUAUGGCAGGUUUUAGGCUCGGAUGAAAUUAUUCUUAACAAAAUAUUACCUUUAUCCUUAGUAAAUAUGACAUUUCUCUUCUUGUUAUAAAUUCUGUUUCAUUUACCAAAGUCGAUGGUUCUAUUUCAAUUGCCGGCACUUUCUGACAUUUUUUCUAUUACUGUAAGUUCCUUUUUGAUAGAUUCAAACACAUUUAAUCAUUUCACAUUUAAUUUAGCUGUAAACGUAUUUUUGUUAAAGUGGUUUUGUAUGGCGGACGUUUGACACUGUACAAAAAGUCACACGAAAACAUCCAGUACCACAAAAAUGCAUUACUUGCUGGACAAGUUCGCCGCUGAAAAAAAAAACCUUAAGUUUGAUCAAAUAGUCAUUAGGUUCAAAGUGUAUACAAAGAGAACACAAGCGCAUGAAGGAAGGCUAACUGUUGAUGCAAAACAUGCAACAGAAUCCGUUUUUUUAAAAGUAUCUGCAUUUUGGUAAAGCACUUAAUUUUUACAGCAUACCACUGUACGUCCUCAGCCCUGAAUAUUUUUUUUAAUCAUUGUGUGGGUCUCCUGAAUUUUGAUUUGGCUAAAACGAAUAUAACACAUAUCAGAAGUUUUGGAAUAAGCGAAGUAUAAUUUUGCUUUGAUAAAUCCAGAAGAAGAUGACCGUUAAGUUUCUUAUCUUUAUCUCUAUUUGUGGCAUAUACCUAAAACGUGCGACUGCCGAUUGCAACAAUGUCUAUCCUGGUACACCAACAUUUAUGGACAACCGGUACAGAUGCCAUUGUAAAAAUGACGCACAAUGUGACCAACAGACUGGUAGCUGUUCAAGAGGAUGUGACUUUGGAUGGAUGGGACCCGGAUGUCAAUACCGCAAUAUUGCAAAAUACAUGAAAACGGUCAGGGCAAUUGGAAACACAAAUGUAUCAGCUGAGUCUGCCACCAAAGCGGUCGAUGGUGACAUUCAAACAUGUUGCAAGUCAAAUCCUAAUCGGACUGCAGGUUUACAAUGGUGGAGAAUUGAAUGGGACAGAGAUUACCUUGUGACAGGUCUCGUUCUUAAACUUCCAGUAGACAAUCUUGAGGAUUUUCGGAGUUUCCGAGUUGAGACAGGAACUGGACCUACUAAUUCAGACUUUGGAAGAAUAUGUUAUCAACAUACUAAUUCUCCGGGUUCUGUUGAAAUGGAGAUAAUGUGCGAGCAGUCCGUGAGGGCUAAACAUCUCAGAGUCAUAUUACCUAUUCCUGAUGUACCUUUAAGAUUAUGUGAAGUUGAGAUUUACGGAGGAAGACAGACGUCAUUCAAUAUGGAAACUGAUCAGUCUUCCACCUACCAGCAAUUUCAUUCUUUCCGAAGUGUAGAUGGACAUGACCUUUCACAAUAUUCUGGAAUCAGUAAAAACCUUGAAUCAUUGACAAGAAGCACAUGCUCGGCUACUGCUGGUAAUGAAAGAAAUCCCUGGUGGUAUGUGAAUCUCGGGAACAUUUUUGACAUUCAAGAUAUCUACUUUUUUGGAAGACGAAAUCAUCUAGGUAAAGCGUCACUUAGCUGCUUGAACUUUAUUUGAAAUCGUAUGUGUUCCAUGAAAAAAAUCUUAUAAGUGACAAAACAGUGAUAACAAAAUAUUCAUGAGGAAGAUACUUUUACCUUUCAAAUCUGAAAUUUUGAACGAAUUAUCUUUACUAUUUAAAGACUUAAGUAUGUCACCGAAGGUAUUUAGAGACGUGACGUUAAUAGCGUCAAAGUAGUACCGUAUAAGUACUUUUUUCUGUGGGAACUUUAUUU
Molecule: messenger RNA, 2015 nt
Organism: Mercenaria mercenaria
Lineage: Eukaryota; Metazoa; Mollusca; Bivalvia; Venerida; Veneridae
Exons: 5
Coding region: 892-1797 (301 amino acids)
Source: RefSeq, a predicted model, not a curated record